Molecule: messenger RNA, 956 nt
Organism: Lytechinus pictus (painted urchin)
Lineage: Eukaryota; Metazoa; Echinodermata; Echinoidea; Temnopleuroida; Toxopneustidae
Product: extracellular serine proteinase-like
Exons: 6
Coding region: 1-945 (314 amino acids)
Biological process (GO): proteolysis
Molecular function (GO): serine-type endopeptidase activity
Source: RefSeq, a predicted model, not a curated record
AUGACAUUGAUAGAUUUCCAUACAAGAUUGAUUCCAUCAACAUCAACAGUGUAUACAGUUGAGGUUGAUGGAAUUAAUCUUUGUACGUGCUGUGGGGCUGGUGUUGAUAUAUUCCUCCUCGAUACUGGCGUGCACGUCCAUCACGAGGAGUUUAAUCAACGUCGUGUUAAGUUCUUUUACGAUGCUAUUACCCCAGAAAUAAACGAGACCAAUGACCGGUACGGUCACGGAACUGCAGCUGCCAGCGUGGUCGUAGGUCUUACUAAAGGCAUUGCUCCAGGAGCAAAGUUACAUAGUAUCCGUGUUGCCAAGCGUCCUGAUGUAGUUACAUAUGAUAAUGACAACCCUGUAGCUGAAACCUCUGAUAUUCUUGAGGCUCUUGACGAGGUGCGUACGUGGAAAAAUGGGAAUCCAAACAGCAAGUGCGUUCUACUGUACGAGAUGUCGGGGAUAUAUAACUCGAAGAUCACGGCCAAAUUAAGCAGCAUAGUAAAUGAUUGCGUCGUGGUGGUCCCGGCUGGGAAUAACAACGAUAUUGCUUCUAGUUAUACGCCUGGAAGUAUGCGAGAAGUUAUCACAGUGGGAGCAACCAACAGAAAAGCGAAGAUCUAUUCCCAAUCAAACUAUGGAUCCAGUGUGGACAUAUACGCCCCUGGGAGAGUAGAUGUAGCAUCGCACCGUGAUGAUACCAGCUAUGUUGGAGUAUCUGGGACAUCCUUUUCAACGGCAGCAGUGGCAGGAGCCGCAGCAAUCGCCCUUGGCAAUAAUGAUGUGAGAUCUUCAUACAUCACGAAUGCGGUGAAAGACUUUAUUCUUACAAACUCGAGCCGAGUGACGGACUUGACAAACGACAAGGUUCCCAUACAGUUUGAUCUGUCACAUUCUCACUUUCUCUUUAAUAACACCGAACUCUGUCGACAAUGUAAAUGCAACGGAUCCUUAUAAGCCCGAGGAUG